This is a messenger RNA of Drosophila busckii, 2733 nucleotides long. RefSeq names its product E3 ubiquitin-protein ligase TRIM9 (gene Trim9). Bases 290 to 2506 code for a protein of 738 amino acids. Gene Ontology annotation, molecular function: protein binding; zinc ion binding. Lineage: Eukaryota; Metazoa; Arthropoda; Insecta; Diptera; Drosophilidae. The record is from RefSeq and is a predicted model, not a curated record. The transcript is spliced from 10 exons.
GGUUGCAACUGAUACUGAAAAGGUGAAGAAUAUUUUAUUGUGCAGAAACUGCAAAAACAACAAGUUUAAGUGAUAAGUGAUAAAUAAUUGCGCAAAGAGAGAUGAGAUUUAUUAAAUAGUAAGCGCAGAAGUAAAUAAAGUUUUUUACAAAGUGGCUGCCAAAAUGUGUAAACAACGCUUAAGUUUAUAAAUAAGAGUUGCGCUUAAAGUAAUUUGGAACAGCUGUUGAGCUUAAACACACAAGUGAGAAUACAAAAUUGAAAUUAUUCUAAGCAAACGGGAGCAUAAGAUGGAGGACGAACUGCGUUGUCCCACCUGCAAGCAGCUCUAUGCGAAUCCCGUGCUCUUGCCCUGCUUCCAUGCCCUGUGCCUGGGCUGCGCUUUGGAUAUACAAACGCCAUACACACCUGGCGCACCUUUGGGUGCUGCUAGCGCAAUCGGCGCUGCCGGCGCUGGCGCACAUUCCUCAGCUGGCGCACAUGCGCCUGUUAAUGGCGCAACCGCUGGUCAAGUGCCGGGCUCGGGACCAGGGCCGGGCACACGUCACAGCUCGCAUAGCUCGGCGGCCAGCACCGCCAGCUCGGCCACAGGCAGCGACAGCGCCACUUCAGAUCAGGACGAUAAGCUAAGCAUCUUCAGCGAGGCCGACUCUGGCGUCGUUUGCUGCUCCAACACAUCCAGACCGGUGUCCUAUGCCGGCACUGGCCAGCUGCAGGGCUUGCUUCAAGGCUCCGUGGUGGCGCCACCUGGCGCCGCCUAUUGCCUCACUUGCCCGCUCUGCCGCAAGCUCAUCUUCUUUGACGACGGCGGCGUGCGCAAUUUGCCCACCUAUCGCACCAUGGAGGCCAUUGUGGAUCGCUUCUGUGCCCGCGAAGCGCUGCGCUGCCAAAUGUGCGAAACAGAUCCCAAGGUGGCCUCGCUCAUCUGCGAGCAAUGCGAAAUACGCUACUGCGAUGCUUGCCGCGAGCUCUGCCACCCGGCACGUGGUCCGCUGGCCAAGCACACGCUGGUCAAGCCGCGUGGCGCCGCCCAGCAGCGCGAAUCGGUCUGCGGCGAGCACGAGGAGACGCUCUCCCAAUACUGUCUCAACUGCAAGAUGCCCGCCUGUGGCCAGUGCAUCAAUGAGCAGCGUCAUCAGACCCACGAGGUCCAGUCCAUCAACGUCACUUGCAAGGCACAAAAGACCGAACUCUCACACAACUUGCAACAAUUGUCGGAGAAGGCACGUUCCACAACCGAAUUCAUUCAGCGCCUCAAAGGCAUGAGCGACAAAGUAACGGAAUCCUGCAUUGAAUUCGAGCGCCUGGUGCAUGCUCAAUGCGAGGCUCUCAUUCAGGCCAUACACGACCGUCGCGAGUAUUUGCUCGAAGCCAUACGCAUGGACAAGGACACCAAAAUCAGAAUACUCAAGGAUCAACAAUCGAAUUGCACCGGCAAAUUGCAACAGACCACGGGCCUCAUUCAAUUCUGCAUUGAGGCAUUGAAAGAGACUGACAGCGCCGCCUUUCUACAGGUGGGCUCUAUGCUGAUCAAUCGCGUGGCAAAUACAGACAUGACCUGGCACCAGGAGGUCACCACUGCAGCGCCAAGGGUCUCACCCAUUGUCGACUUGACUCUGGACGAUGCUGCACUGAUACGUGCAAUUGAUAAUUUGAAUUUUAUACAAAUGAAAGUCAAAGAUGAGGAUGAAAGAUGUCCGGCAGCUCCCAUGACGCCCACCAUAAUUCCCAGUGACUGCUCGGCGGAAAAUAAUUCAGUGACCGUUGCGUGGCAGCCACCAAAUCAUUCCUUUGUCGAGGGCUAUGUGCUGGAGCUGGACGACGGCAGCGGCGGUGAAUUUCGAGAAGUCUACUGUGGCAAGGAAACAAUUUGCACCGUUGACGGUCUGCACUUCAAUUCCAUGUACAAUGCCCGCGUCAAGGCCUUCAACAGUGCCGGCGAGGGUGAAUACUCUGAGCUGAUUGGACUGCAAACGGCUGAAGUUGCCUGGUUUACGUUUGAUCCCGUGCUAAGCGGCGGCGCCGGCUCUGGUCUAAUCUUUAGCAAAAAUAAUGCUACAGUCUCCGUUGAGGGCUGGGAGCAUCGUGUGGCGCUCGGCUCCGUUGGCUUCUCGCGCGGCGUGCACUACUGGGAGUUCACCAUUGAUAACUAUACGGCGGACACGGAUCCGGCAUUUGGUGUGGCCCGCAUCGAUGUGGCCAGAAAUAAAAUGUUGGGCAAAGAUGAAAAGUCGUUUGCCAUGUACAUCGAUCGCACUCGCUCGUGGUUCCAGCACAAUUCGGUGCACGAGCGUCGCGUUGAGGGCGGCAUCAGCACUGGCAGCACCAUUGGCGUGCUCCUGGAUCUGGAGCGGCAUACGCUCAGUUUCUUGGUAAACGAAAUGCCGCAGGGCUCAGUUGCUUUUCGCGAUCUCUACGGCGUGUUCUAUCCGGCGGUGAGCAUUAAUCGAGGCGUUACUCUAACCAUGCACACAAUGCUGGAUGCGCCCAAGAUGGAUUAUUUUUAAGUUAAGGCCUAGAAACGAUGUCGAUGUAGCGAAUUUUGUACAUAAUGCUUGCAGACUUAGUAGUUAUCAAUGUCUAUAUAUACAUAUAGCUUAUAAUCACAUUACUUUAUACUACACACAUACUUAAUUACUAUACUAUAUAUAUAUGCUUCUAACUGUAGUCUCGGGCAAAGUUUAGCGACAUAUCUAUUACACUAUAAACUACACUUAACCAAAAAAUAUUUAAA